Python bivittatus (Burmese python) is the source of this 972-nucleotide messenger RNA. RefSeq names its product germ cell-specific gene 1-like protein. The record is from RefSeq and is a predicted model, not a curated record. Gene Ontology annotation, cellular component: plasma membrane. Lineage: Eukaryota; Metazoa; Chordata; Lepidosauria; Squamata; Pythonidae.
AUGAUUCAGUUAAGCCGAAGAGUUCGCUCAAUGCUUUCCUUGGGUCUCAACUGUCUUGCCCUCUGCUUUUCUGUGUCAGCUUUCAGCACCAGCUAUUGGUGUGAAGGGACCCACAAAGUGGUGAAAUCACCUUGCCUUUCAGUGGUCAAGAAGGGGAACUGUGUGCCCAUCAACAGCAACGAGACUAUGGAUGGGAAUGUGACCGUGAACCCCCACACAGUCCAGUACAUCUGGGAAACGGGUGAAGACAAGUAUGCUUUUCAGUAUUUCCACACGGGUUUCUGGCUGUCAUGUGAAGAACAUCAUGGAGAGGAGAAGUGUCGGAGUUUCAUUGAGCUGCCUCCAGAGUCAGAAAAAGGGGUGCUGUGGCUCUCCGUUGCUUCAGAAUUUCUUUAUAUCAUCCUGUUGAGUAUUGGAUUCUUGCUGAUGUGUUUAGAUGCUGUCUACUAUGCCAACUUCAUUGAUGGUCUCAAGAUCAAUGCUUUUGCAGCUGUGAUUACUGUUCUGUCAGGUCUCCUGGGCAUGGUGGCCCACAUGAUGUACAUGACUGUCUUUCAGGUGGCUGUAAAUCUGGGGCCAAAAGAUUGGAGGCCCCAGACGUGGUAUUACGGGUGGUCCUUUGGCUUGGCUUGGCUCUCUUUCACUCUCUGCAUGUCAGCCUCUGUGCUGACCCUCAACACUUACACCAAGACUAUUCUGGAGUUCAAGUACCGUCAGCAGAUUUUUGAGAAACACACAGCAUCAACGGGGAGCGUCCGAGGUCCCAGCUCACCAGCGCUGGCCCCUGACCUGGAGCGUUUUCUAUGGGAUAAAUAUAUCUUCAGUGUCAGUGACUCCCUAGACUUCUCCCCAAGCCCACCAGGGCCCUUAGCUCCCAGUGGGGGCCGAAAGGACUAUAUGGGAGGAUAUGCUGGCCUCACAGGGACUCACAAUGAAGGUGCCAGAGAUGAAGAUGAUGGGGAAGCCUGCUGA